UCCACCAGUUACGAUCUUCAUUGACCUGGUUCCUGCCGUUGGAGGGGUGAUGGUCAGCCUAAAGAUCAUGGUAACCUCUGACGAGAGUUAUCCGUGGCCUUGGGUGGUGGACUUCGAUGAUGGAACGCCGACUGAGAGCGGGGAAAUUACUGGCUGUCCCGAUAUCAUCUUACUGCAUCAUCGCUACCUAAUCGACUACCACAAUUGCAUCAUUGUCGUUUCGGUGACACUUGGAAGCGUCACCUACAGCUAUGAGUAUCCUCUCAGUGACUACCCGCCUCAUGCAUAUGGCCUCUCGGUGCCAUGGGAAGAAUCAGAUACUCAGGCUGUGACAACACCAACUAUAUCUCCUGCCUUUUCCUUUACUCUCACUGUCAUAACGAUCGGGGAUGACGCAUACACGGAUGAGCCUGUUGAAUUCAGACUGACGGCAACCACUUAUGGAAACGCGAUUUAUGUGAUUGAUUUCGGCGACGGAUCCAAUCACGUCAGAGAUGAUGAGAACAGUCCAGUUGACAUCACCGUAAACCACGUCUACAGUCACCCAGGAACCUACACUGUGACGGCUUCCAUGUCAGUCGAUAAUGUAAUCAUAGUGAGGACAGCGACAGUGGAGGUCCUUUCUGAUGGCGGUGGCAAGCAGCUUGUAGUCAGUCGAGGUAACCCCAACUCAGAACCGGCUAGCGUGUAUGUCACGGCGUACUUCGUGGACACCGUCGUUGGUGACCCUGUAUUCUUCGCCAUCGAGCUUGUGUUGAGGAAUGACGACGAGACACAUCUUUUGAUUAACUACGGUGAUGGCGCUGACUAUUAUGCAGACCUGCCGGAAGGAGUGACGUGUCUAGUCGUGCACCACGUAUACGACUCUCCCGGAGUGUACGUGGUGGUGGCGACGAUUCAAGUCUAUUACAACGGGGAGAUCGGUCUCUACACGCGGCAGAUCAGAGUGUGGGUGACGGAGGAGGAUGACGAGUGUAAGGAUGACGAUGACCACGGCUCCGACAACGAUGCGGUGCUCGAGACGCUUGCUGAUCAUCUGGGCUUCUAUAUCGCCAUGCUGAUACUGAUUCUGCUGCUGAUAUUGGGAAUGCUGACGCUGGCGGUACUUACAGGCCUCACUAGCACCGCCAUGGCAGCCGCAGCCAACACUAAUUAAGAAGACGUAGUGACUUAUGAUGGUGUUGUGGUGUUGCGAUGGUGUGUGGUGGCGUUGUGUAGUGUGUAUGAUUUCCUUGUUACUUUGGUUCAAUUCUGUUUCCUUAGGGAGAUCAUUUUCCUGGUUACCUUUGUUAUUUGUCAAGACUUCCAAGCUGGGUGUGUGGUGAGUCUUAUCCUGUGUUAAGGACUGAAACCAGCAGCCAUCAGUUAUGCAGACAAGCUUUAUAGACAAUGCACCACUGAGGUACUGUACUAAACAUUGAUGAAGAAACAAAAAAAAAAAAAAAUGGGAGAGAAAAUGGAGAAAUGAAGAAAAGAUGACAUAAAAUAUAAUAUAAAAGUGCUGGAAAUAAAGAUGUGAGAUCAACAACCAUAAAAAUAAACUGAGAAAAUAAGACAAAAAAAAAAAAAAAACUGUAGUAAACUAAACUCUCCUUCCUGAAAAGAAAG
Messenger RNA from Portunus trituberculatus (swimming crab), 1608 nucleotides. RefSeq lists its product as uncharacterized. Lineage: Eukaryota; Metazoa; Arthropoda; Malacostraca; Decapoda; Portunidae. The record is from RefSeq and is a predicted model, not a curated record. The transcript is spliced from 10 exons. The coding region runs from base 50 to 1156 and encodes 368 amino acids.